This is a messenger RNA of Trifolium pratense (red clover), 2417 nucleotides long. Its product is annotated as putative pentatricopeptide repeat-containing protein At5g37570. The record is from RefSeq and is a predicted model, not a curated record. The transcript has a single exon. NCBI's taxonomy places the organism in Eukaryota, Viridiplantae, Streptophyta, Magnoliopsida, Fabales, Fabaceae. Gene Ontology annotation, molecular function: RNA binding; protein binding. Gene Ontology annotation, biological process: RNA modification. The coding region runs from base 197 to 1840 and encodes 547 amino acids.
AAUGAAUGAACACAUCAUGUGUUUUUAAUUACCAUACAUAAUAUGUCGGUAUAUUAUUGGACGCACUUUACCCCAACUAUGCAUAUAAAUUAAAUUCUUUUCUAAUAGCCGUAAUUUAAACUCCAAACACCAUUGUUUUUGUAAAAUUAACCUUUUAUGAGAGACAGAAUUUGAAGUCCCGCGCCAACUUCUAUCUAUGAGUAUCCAUCAAGCACGUUCAAAUGCAAACAUAUCAACCCUUCUCAAAGCUUGCAAGAGAAUCCAACAUCUUCAACAAGUUCAUGCUUCCAUUAUUCAUAAAGGCCUUGAUCAAGACCAAUUCCUCAUUUCCAAUUUCAUUUCAGUUGCCAACACACUUUCCACUUCCUCUAUCUUCUAUUCCACCGCCGUCUUCAACUGUGUUCUUAACCCCUCCACCUUCCUUUGGAACACACUCAUCAGAACCCAAUGUCAAAACAGUUUCUUUUCUUACACCCUCGAUUCUUUUGUUCGCAUGAAAGCAGAGGGAGCUUUUCCCGACGGUUACACUUACCCUUCUGUCAUUAAAGCAUGUAACGGAACAUGCAAGGUUUUUGUAGGAAAAUCGGUUCAUGGCUCGGUGUUGAGGUGUGGUUUGGAACAGGAUGUGUAUGUGGGUACAACUUUGAUUGAUAUGUAUGGUAAGUGUGGGGAAAUUGGCGAUGCUCGUAAGGUGUUUGAUCGAUUGUCUGACAGAAAUGUGGUUUCUUGGACUGCUAUGGUUGUUGGGUAUGUUACUAUUGGGAAUUUGGUUGAGGCAAAGAAAGUGUUUGAUGAAAUGCCGAUCAGGAAUGUAAAUUCAUGGAAUGCUAUGAUUCACGGUUUUGUCAAAGUUGGAGAUUUGAGUAGUGCUAGGGGUGUGUUUGAUUCUAUGCCGAAAAAGAAUGUAGUUUCUUUUACGACUAUGAUCGAUGGAUAUGCUAAGGCUGGUGAUAUGGCAGCGUCGAGGUUCUUAUUUGAACAAGCUGCGGAAAAGGAUAUUGUUGCCUGGUCUGCUUUGAUAUCGGGGUAUGUUCAGAAUGGUCAGCCUAAUCAGGCGUUGGAGGUUUUUCAUGAGAUGGAAUCAAUGAAUGUGAAACCUGAUGAGUUCAUAUUGGUUGCCUUGAUGUCGGCUACUUCUCAAUUGGGUCAUUUAGAAAGGGCUAAAUGGGUUGAUUCUUAUGUAAGCAACAGCUCCGUUGAUGUUCAACAAGACCAUGUGAUUACAGCACUUGUGGAUAUGAAUGCAAAGUGUGGAAACAUGGAGAGGGCAUUUAAAUUGUUUCAAGAAAUGCCUAGAAGAGAUUUAGUCUCAUAUUGUUCGAUGAUUCAGGGGUUUUCAAUUCAUGGGCAUGGGGAAGAUGCUGUGAAACUAUUUGAUAUGAUGUUGAAGGAAGGGAUAAUUCCAGAUGAGGCGGCCUUCACAAUUGUCCUGACAGCUUGUAGUCAUUCUGGGCUUGUUGAUAAGGGUUGGAAUUACUUCAACUCCAUGAAGGAACAUUAUGGCAUUAGUCCCACACCUGAUCACUUUGCAUGUAUGGUUGAUCUUCUAGGCCGGUCCGGGCAAUUAAGGGAUGCUUAUGAACUUAUAAAAUCAAUGCAUGUGGAGCCUAAUGCUGGUGCCUGGGGUGCACUUCUUGGAGCAUGUAAACUAGAGGGUGAUUCAGAGUUAGGAGAGACUGUUGCUAAUCGACUUUUUGAACUUGAGCCUCUAAAUGCCGCUAACUAUGUGGUGUUGUCUAACAUUUAUGCAGCAGCAGAGCGAUGGAAAGAUGUUUCCCUCGUGAGAACUACGAUGAAGGAAAGAGGAGUGUGUAAGAUACCUGCUCUCAGUAAACUUUAGUCCAAUUCCGAGUUAUUUUGGUUCCAUAUAUGCGAUGGAAAGACGUUUCCCUCGUGAGAACUACGAUGAAGGAAAGAGGAGUGUGUAAGAUACCUGUGGAUGCCAACUGCCGAGGAUUUGUAUGCACACAGUCCAUUGUUGAUGCAGUUAACAUUCAUUAUAUUUUGAAUACAUCUAGUAGAAGUUUUAUGAUGUUGGGGACAGAUUAAUUUGAUUUCUUCAUGAUUGUGAAUAGAAGAUUAUUGAAACAGAUUGUAACAUGCCAAUGGGAUCUCUAUUUAUGUUAUGAUUCAAAAUGACAUAUGAGACAAUACACCAAGCAACAUAGAAUUAGUUAUGGAAAUGGAACAAAUGGCAAUUGAUUUUAAAAUCAAGGAAUCUCUAACAGAAAAUAUUCAUUGGUAGUGAAUAAAUAAAUAAAUAGAGCAAUGAUUGUCAAUGAUUAAUUAGUAUGUAGAAAAUUGAUGAAAAUUCCCUUCACUGCUUCAGUCUAUGUGCAAAGGAACGCCGUCUGUAACUGGGUUCCCUUCUAUUAAUUUUACCUUUCAUAUUGUUCUCUCCAAUUUCAUAUCCUUGG